Molecule: messenger RNA, 2571 nt
Organism: Danaus chrysippus (African queen)
Lineage: Eukaryota; Metazoa; Arthropoda; Insecta; Lepidoptera; Nymphalidae
Source: the annotation of a GenBank genome assembly
AUGGCAAAGUCAAAAAUCGUUAUUACAUCGGCGAUCGCUGUAGGUUUUGUUGGUAUAACAUAUGUGGUUUUGAAAUAUAAGAUUAGAUCCCGAAAAGCCGAAGAUAUCCUUAAAAAUCUUGAUAUAAAUAUCGUAACAACAAAAGUUCAAUGUGAUGAAGUGGUAAAUGAACUACAGAGAAGGAGUACUUUACAUCAGGCUAUAGGUUUCGAUUGUGAGUGGGUGACUAUAAAUGGAAACAGACAACCCAUAGCGCUUCUACAACUAUCCACAUUUAAUGGAUUCUGUGGACUUUUUAGACUAAAUCUUAUAAAAGAAGUUCCUCUUUCACUGAAAGAACUUUUAGAGAAUAAAAAUAUUUACAAAGUAGGUGUAGCUCCCGUUGAUGAUGCGAAGUAUUUGAUUCAAGACUAUUCAAUUCAUGUGAAGUCUACUUUGGAUGUGAGGCAUAUUGUUGAACUGACCGGCCACACUACUGGCGGGUUGGCAACAUUGGCUAACACAUAUUUAGGUAUUGUGCUAGAUAAGAAUUGGAGGAUCCGUUGCAGUGACUGGGCAGCAGAAGAGUUGACGGAAAGGCAAAUACAUUACGCAGCGACCGAUGCUUAUGUAGCAAUAAGAAUAUUCGUUGACAUUAUAAAUACAUAUCAUAGAAACUUUUGGUUUUGUCUGUGGAGUGGAAACAGUGAGACACACUGGAGCAAAAUACAUGAUCUAUGUUCAAAAUAUGCCGAUGUUGGUUACAAAGUGAAAAACAUUAAAGGAUCUCAUAAAGAAAACAAGAAAAGUAAAGACAAGACUAUAACUAAGAAGUAUUCUCACAGCCCUCGCUCGAGGCCGUUGUAUCACAAUUGUUUCAUGGAAGCUCCUGACGGGGAAGUUCUCUGUACAUGUGAUACUAAAAAAGCUAAAUGGUAUUUGGACAAUAAACUAGCAACUCUAAUAAAGGACGAUCCCCUUACAAUUCGUCUUGCAUUCGAACCGGCCGGCCGGUCUGUGGGGGAAGUUGGUCGCUACUACACGCUCGUGAAGGAAAACAAAUGCGUUGUCUGUGGGGCCAAGGACUCUUAUAUACGGAAAAAUGUUGUACCCAGAGAAUAUAGGAAAUAUUUCCCAGAUGUAAUGAAGGAGCACUCGUGUCACGACGUAGUGUUGUUGUGUAGAUCGUGUCACCAGAAGAGCAACAUGUUGGACCGAGGAGUGAGGACCAGCCUCGCGAUACAAUGUGACGCGCCCAUCGCUGAACUGGGAGUUCGGUAUAUUGAAGACUCAGCAGCUAAGAAGCUCCGUUCAGCGGCGCGUGCUUUACUCUAUGAGAGUAAAAAGAAUAAGCUGCCGGAACAACGUGUGAAGGAACUCGAGAAAAUAGUGUUGGAACAUUACCCCGAGGAAGAUAAAGUUACAGAUGAUAUAUUGCAAGAAGCUGCGAAUAUUGACUACAGACACGAGAAAACGGAUUACGAAUCUCACGGUUCGAAAGUUGUUAAUUACUACAUAGAAAAUGAGAGUUUACUGCGGCUCGAAGAAAUCUGGAGAGAACACUUCUUGAAGUCCAUGUCUCCGAUGUACAUGCCUGAGCUGUGGUCUGUCAAGCAUAAUGAGGAGAGGUUGCGAGUACGUUUCAACGAAGGACAUACAAAACAACCAGAGGAUUGUGAUGAUUUGCAAGAAGAGGUUCGGCAGUUAGAGGAGAAAUUAAAAGAAAAACAUAAUGAAUUAUUUCAAAUACAACGAAAUACAUACAGAAAGAAAAGUUGUCUGCCCAAAAAGCGAGACGAACCAUUCGUUAGGCCUCAGAAAAUAGUAGUCAGUAACUCUGUAGAAACUCUGAAACGUAAUUUGGAAUUGAUGUCCAUGUUGACUGGUAUGGAAGUACAGUCAUAUGUAUUGGACGAUCAUUGCUGUAUAGUGUAUCACAUGCAACACCCUUCAGAAACAUAUGUGAAGCACGGUCUUAGAAUUGAUAUGACAUCAGAUGGUAAUGUGGUCACUAAAUCAUCAUUGCCAGUCGGAUUCAGUAUAAAGGCUGUGAUGGAGGAUUUUGAUAAUGUAAUGAUGCCGGAAUGUCUUUGCGCUGUUCGGAAAGCUUUAGUUGCUUACUAUGACAGAUUGGGACAAUUUGAAUCAUUAAAGAAACUUUUGAGUAUUGAAGCAGAGUUGUUCAAAAUAUUGGAUGGUUCUCAUGUAGAAAUUUCAUUUAAUGCUAAAAGUCAUGUGGAUGAAGAAGAUGAACAGAUCAAUAUCACUCUUAUUCUGAAUUAUAGGGUGUAUGAUAUAAGACCCAAGACUUAUUGCUUCAAAGAAAUUGAUUUACCAGAGGGAGUAGCAGAUAUACUUAGACAACAAUGUUCAGUGUUUAAAAGGAAGCCAUUACAUAAAGCUUUCAAAGAGGCCUUCAUUGAUGGCAUCGGAACAUACAAGCUUGUUCGACAGCUUGGUCCGAGGAAAUCUGAGGAGCAACUCAAGAGUAAGCCAAAGAGGUUCCGACCGAAUAAACAUAAUUAUAACAAUGAUGACACCUUUCAGCCCGAGGAUUGUAGUGAUCAAGGAGAAGAUGUUGCUGAAGAAUGA